AGAAAUCUCCCUCUGUCAUCUCCUCUACUUCAGAGAAAUUGGCUUCAGUAGUCAAAUUCCCUGCUUCAUCUACUAGAAACAAUGGUUCUAAGUCUUCAGCUGCUCCUCUAAGAGCUGGAAUGGAAAAAAUUCAAAACCCUAAAUCUAAAACUACUGCUCAUCAACAGUACGUUGUGAUUCAACCUAAAAACUCCUCUCCUAUCCAAACUAACAAGGCCUCAAACUUCUCUACCUCAACUUAUAGACCCCCUCCACCACCAAUUUCCUCUAACACCUCCCUUGCUUCUAAGAACAACCUAGAUCACACUGUUCCAAGCUUGAACUCCGCCUUAAACCCACCAACUGAUGAUGUACCCCUUUCUUCUCCUAAGACUUCCGCACAGGACCCUCCUAUACUGUCGUCUCAGGUUCUGCCGUCCUCUCAGCCUCAUCUUCCUCCAGUGAAUCCAGCUGAGCCUCCUCCUAGUCUUCAUCCUCCAAGCUCUGCUAAUCGUGUUCCUGCAAAAAAUCUGGUAGAGCGCAUUAGGAUAGCUGAAGACAAAUCGCUUCACAAGUUAGCCACUCCUACUAUUUCUGAGACUGGUAGGCCAAGAGUUCUUAUUCCUGAUGAGGUUUUCCAAAAAGGAGCUGAGAUUCACAAAGACUUCAUUGUUUGCUACUUCAAUGGCAGACCUCCACCUUUCAAACAGAUUCAAAACGUCUUGGAUCACAUGUGGGGAAAAGGAAAGAGGGUUGAAAUCCACAACAACCCCCUCACUAGAUCAUUGUUAGUCCGUAUUCCCAGCGACUAUCUUAGGCAAAAGAUCCUGGAGAAGUGUAUCUGGUACGUGGGAGAUUCCAUGUUUCAUACUGCCCAAUGGACAUCUGCUCACUCCAUCUCAUCUCCUCCUCUUCAUUCCAUUCCGAUAUGGGCUCAUCUCCAUGGAAUACCGCUGGAUCUUCGUCACCAAGAAGGAUUAAGCUUGGUUGCAGGUCUUGUUGGUUAUCCUAAGGAAACUGAUGACUUUACUAAGAACUUAGUGAGUCUUGUCACCUCUCACGCCAAAGUGGUGGUCGAUUUAACUAAGCCUUUGCCUCCAGUUGUUGAGUUUGUCCGCCAGAGUGGUGAGGUGGUUGAAGUUACGGUCACCUACCCAUGGCUUCCCCCCACUUGCUCGCACUGUAAAGAGCUAGGACAUAUCUCUAAAAACUGUCUCCUCCUCCCACUGCCUUCCCUCAAUAAACAGCCUGUAAAGGAGCCUCUUGCUACUCCCUCAAAAUCAAAACCCAAAGGCCCUACUACUAAGCGAUCUACUACUAACGAGGUUCCCUCAAAUGCUGCUCAUCCCAAUACUGACCUUUCAUCCUCUGACCCUCAGGAUGAAGUCUCUCUGCCUUCUGAACCAAUGCAAGAGGAUGUAAACCCAGUUUUACCUCCCUCCCCUUUUAGCCCCCCUAUUUUACCUCCCACCUCUCCUCUUCCCCUCCCUGCUGAUCCCUCUUUCAAAACCCCCAUCCCCCAUCCUAAUAUUGCUUCUCCUGUCCCCACUGCUCCUCAUGCCUUUGGCCUUACCGCUGACUGUCCGAAACCUUCUCUUAAAAGAUCUCGAUCCCAUCCUAAUAUUAACCUAUCUCCUUCGCCAGAAAGAAACCAUCCCUUCUCAACCAUUGACUCUGCUUCUAAUCAAACCUCUUUUUUACCUCCCAUUAACCCUAUUUCUCUACCCUCUAACCCUUCACCCAUUCCCGUAACCUCUACCUCAAACUCGUUUGCUAUUUUGGACACUGCUGUCUCUCUUCCUGUUGGGGAGGCAUCUUCAUCUUCCUGA
This is a messenger RNA of Brassica oleracea var. oleracea, 1808 nucleotides long. RefSeq names its product proline-rich protein 36-like. The record is from RefSeq and is a predicted model, not a curated record. Lineage: Eukaryota; Viridiplantae; Streptophyta; Magnoliopsida; Brassicales; Brassicaceae. The transcript has a single exon. The annotation marks the transcript as partial.